GACCGUCCACGACCUCAGCAUUACCACGAGCAGGCUCUAUGCUUCCGCCAAUCGCGCUUCCAACAACAUCUACCUUUUCUUUUACCGCCCCUUAUCCUGCGUCCGUCUCCCAACCGCCAUCACACCCGCAAUUUAAGCUUCCGACCAGCACGAGUACCCCAACAUCCCCGACAUCCGCGAAAGGCCAGCGACGUGUAUCGCUUGCUCUGCCGUCAUCGCCGCGUCAAUUCCCUGCAUGGUCUUUUCGCGACGACACGACCCUGAGGGUGGGCAACAGUUCCAAUGACGCGGCCGGUUCAUCUUCGUUGCCACCUGAGAAGAAGGGGAAGAUUAGACGGAUAUCGGACGAUGGAGAUGUCGACCUCGCUGAUGAGAGAGGUCCUGCGAUAUUUGGACUGACUGCUUUGCCACCUCCGGCGACCCCGAACACUAUCCCACUCCCUUCUACCGCUGGUGCCAGCAUAGCCGCUGAAGCGAGCGGUAGCUUCAACCCCAAGUCGGGUACUCUGCCUUCGCCUUCAAGCUCGGACCCACCCAAGAAGCUUCGGAAGAAAUGGACGAUGGAGGAGACGCAGAUGCUAGUGAAUGGCUGUAAUAAGUGGGGCGUUGGUAACUGGAAAGCGAUUCUGAACGACCCGGACCUGAGGUUCGACAACAGGUCGCCUGUGGAUCUGAAAGAUCGAUUUCGGACGUAUUUUCCAGACGCUUACAAGCUUCACUAUCCCAACGCCAAGACACAUCUUCCCUCCGCGAAUGCGUCCGCAAAUCGCAGCUCUAGCUCUACGAAGUCGCGGUCAAUGCUUCCGGAUGGUUCGCCACUUUUCCUCCAGUCGCGGCAGAAGAAGCGGCGUCCCUUCACGAUCGAGGAGGACCGCGCUCUGAAGGAGGGCUACGACAAGCAUGGGACUGUAUGGGCGACCAUCGUCAAAGAUCCUAUCUUCAAGGAGCAAGGUCGUCGAAGCACAGAUCUGCGGGACCGCUUUCGCAACGCGUGGCCAGAGCUCUACGCUAAAGCUGGCUACAAGCCUCGAGCGAACGCUGCGAAGAAGCAGAAAGUUGAACAGGAAGCAGAUGUUCUGCACCGAGACUCGCAGGAGGGUGCGCAUGGCUCUGAUGCGCGGCCAACGAGUGAACGUGGCAUGUCAGCGGGUGCAGGAGUAGAGGUGCUGGGCAACGGUGCUGAGCGUAUCCGGGGACAUCCUAUCCGCGCUGCAACCGACGAUCAGCUGCCUACCACCGGUGCAUCGAGCAUCGGACCCGUCCGUCGGAAACGACGGCACACCACGCAAGGCUUCGGGCUAUUCCGAGGUGGGACAAAGAGCAGCCCAGAGAGUAUGGCCAAUACAGAAGACGAAGCUAGCGAGUCAGAGCUAGACUGGGAUGGAUCGUUCGAUGAUAGUGGCAGACCUUCAAGUUUCUCGAACCCAUCUACAACGUCACCGGGGGCGGUCAACGCCGAGACUGCGGACGUAGACAUGGACCUGUCGUCGCAAGACCAGAGCAUCCCGGAUUUCGUGUCUACAUCAUCAUUAUCGAUAUCGGACCUCACCGACUCAUCUUCGCAGGCACACACCUCUUGGUCAGAGGUCGAUACCCCGCUCCAUCCAUGGUCUUCUGCACCCGCCUCUAGUUCGCAACAGAACAGCCAGAAUCGGACGCAGAGCGCGAGCACAAGCACAAGCAUGCCCUUCAAUGAUUCACUAGCCGCGUCGCCGACGUCUACCGACUACUUCCUGCCCAACUCACCGAACGCUCAAGCUAACACUGGGAUGAUUGGCAAGUCGGCAUGGGGCCCGCAGGACUGGCUUUCUCCUAAUCCAAGACUAGAUGGAAGCGGUGAUUCUUUUUCCAGCGGGAUGUUCUCUCCGUCACCAAUUGGUUCGCCGUCUCUGUUUUCUUCCUCCGCUGGACCGUCGCACCCCGUGUCUCUCGCUCAGUUGUCAUUCAGCCACCUUGCGUUGGCUUCCGCGUCUGGUUCGCAGGGCAACCCGUUCUCCCACGGCCACUCGGCGCACGUCCAUUCGCAGGCAUACAGCCACGGUGUUAUGGACCGUUACGACCUAUUCCCGCCUUCGUCGCACCUGCAUCACGGCAUGGACGAUUUCGAUGUCGAUACCAUCGACCUCGACUUCAUAUCCGAAGGGCCCGACGCCGCGAGCUCGGAUGUGCACUCAGCAUUUUCCGAUCCUUCCUCCGCAUGGUCUCAAGGGCGCCGCGGCGGGUUCACGCAUCAUUCGAAUUACGCUGGCGACCUCAUCUUCGGCGCUCGCACGCAUCAGCCUUCGGGUUAUCUCGCGGGCAUGGACUACGGGCUCGGCUUCGGGUUUGGCGCGGGAGGCACCGGUGCGAGCAUGGGGCUCGGGCUUGAAGGUGCGCAGCAGAGUGUGCUGCGUACACCCGCGCUGCCGGGCAUUGACGAAAUCGAGCUCACGAGCAUCUCGCUCAACGAUCCGCUGCCGAACGAGAAGGACGACAUGCCGAUGGCUCUGGAGGAGGUCGUCAACUCAAGCAUGGUGUCGUCGCCUCCGCCACCGGACGCGACGAGCGCUAACAUCGAAGUGCAGGACGCGUUCCAGCCGCUCAGUCUUGAUGACAUCGUCGGCAUGCCACCUGAGCCGGACGGCUCGUCGUCCCAGCUGCAUGUUACGGAGGAGCACGACACGAGCCACCACAUCACACCACCCGCAACGCCCGUCAACACGUUCCGCGCGUCGACGCGGACGCAGACCGGCCUCGCGCUGCAGCACCGCUCGGUUUCGGUCCCGCCAUCGGAGCACCGGGCCUUCCAGCCACCGCGGCGAUCGGGACAGAGCCAGAUGACGAGCCCGAAAGCGAAGUACAAGUCGCUGCUGAUGACGCCGACCCGCACGGUGUUCGCCGUGCCGCGUCUGCCUGCGCACGUCGUCUCGUCCCCGACAUCCGUGCCGGUCCCGCCUCCGCCGAUAAGCCCGCCGCAACCGCCACCGAUGAGCCGGCCUCCGCCCCCGGCACACGUCUCGCCGGUGCCGACGCUCGCGCCGCACAUGUGGCCGCCGGCGGAAGCAGAGAACAACGACCUGCCGUUCCUCGACCUACACUACUUCUCGAGCAACGACUUUCUGUCGAUGUCGGACGCGUUCUCUGCCGGGUCGCUGCAGCUCGGCGCGCAGGCGCUCGACCUCGCACGGGCGCUUGCACCGCCGCCGUCUCAGGGCGCCGGCGCAGCGGGCCACAAGCAGAUGUGUAUCGCCCCGUCGCUCGUGCAGCCGAUGCUCCCAAACGGUGGGGUGGGCGGCGGUGGCUUUAAGACUGUACACGCGCAUCAUCGCGGGCAGAGCGCAACUGCGGUCGUCUCGCCGCAAGACCUAUUCGUGCGCAGAGGGAACGAUAACAAGCGGAAGCGGGCAAGUUGGGACGGCGGUCCGAGAUGAUUGGCUUAUCUCCUGUCACUGCGUUUCAUUUCGUGUUCAAUCUCUCCUCACCAUUCUCAUGCACCCGUAUUUUUCCAUUUACGCCCUGAGCAUUGUAACCAUCGUUCAUCUCCCGUUUGCAGAUAUCAUCACACACAUGCACGUCUAGUCUACGAUACAAGAGAUUCGGUCAUGCGGAAUACUACAAUAUUGAGAAUCCAUUGAGAAUCUAAGAGCGAAGUGGCCGUGGGUGAUAACAAGGAGCCGACGCUCAGGUCAAUUUCGACGGCCCUGCGAUGGGCUGCGAUGGCUGGCUACCGCCAGACCGCUCCGGGCUCUGACCAGAGUCGCCUGAGGGAAUGAGGAACUCGAUGUCCUCGAACAGGUGGGGGAAGAAGAUGGCAA
This is a messenger RNA of Phanerochaete carnosa HHB-10118-sp, 3794 nucleotides long. RefSeq lists its product as uncharacterized. Lineage: Eukaryota; Fungi; Basidiomycota; Agaricomycetes; Polyporales; Phanerochaetaceae. The coding region runs from base 561 to 3410 and encodes 949 amino acids. Gene Ontology annotation, molecular function: double-stranded telomeric DNA binding. The transcript is spliced from 3 exons. The record is from RefSeq and is a predicted model, not a curated record.